AUGGGGAAAUUGAUCAGGAUGGGGGCACAGGAGAGGCGGUUACUCUGGCCAAAGCGGCUUCAUUGGAGGCGCCUCCUCUUCCUAUUGGGAAUUAUGAUCAUGGGUUCCACCUACCAGUACCUGAGGAGCCCCCGGGGGCUCCCCUCACUGUGGGCAGCAGUCUCUUCCCAACAGCCUGUAAAACUAGCCAGCCGGGACCUUUCCAACAAUGAGAUGAUGAUGGUGAGCAAUGACCCUCCAAAAUCUAGCUCUGAAAUGGAGGUUGAGACAUGGGCACCCCAAGCCACAGUGGGCAGAGAUGGAACAACACCUGGUGUAACAAUGGAGAACACCCCCAGUAUACCUAGAAGAACAGCCAACGUCAUUCCAGCAACACCCAAGAGCAGCGACAGCCCAACAGCAGCCCGCACGGAAAAAGUGAAGGAAGACACCCCAGCCACACCCAGUGGAGCACUGAAUCACUACCCUCCAACUUCAGGCAGACCAGCAGUAAAUAAUUAUACCCCAGCAACACCCAGGGGAGCAGUGAAGAGCUACCGCCCAACUCAAGCCAGGGGAAAGGUGAGGAAAUACACCCCAUCCCCACUUGGUAGGAUGGUGACCAGUUACGACCCAUCCACAUUCAUGACAAUGACCAGGAGCCGUGGGAUCACCCCCAAAGCAACAGUGAAAGACAGUGAAAUUAUGACAACCAACAAAAUACUGGAGACCAACCCUUCCAAGACAGUAGUGGAGGAAACCACCCCAACUCCUCUCAAGGGAGUAACUGAUAACACCCCACCCUUCCUGAUAAAUGACUUAGAAACAGACAUCUUGACUUCUCCAAGGAAUGUGGUAGAAGAGAAGACCCUAACUACCCCCAGAAGAGUGGGCAAUAAUAGCUCAACCAACCACCGGGGGUUAGUGGGAAAAAACAAGCUGACACCACCCCAGGGAACAGUCCUGGAGCACACCGCAGCCAUCUCUGAGGGGCAGGUGACAGUAAGCAUCACGACAGGCAGCAGCCCAGCAGAAACCAAAGCCCCUACUGCUGCGUGGAAGGCUAGGAAUCCCUCGUCCAGAACCAGUGCACCAACCGUUGGAAUAUCCUCAGCCACCUUCUGGGGGCUGGUGAAGAACCCUUCCCCAGCACCCACCACUCCAGCAACUCCCAGGGUCAGGGCAAAUCCGACCACUCAGGUCCAUCACUGUGUGGUUGUGGAGCCAGUCCCAGUCUCGCCCACUGUCCCCUCCCCCAGUCUGACAACAGCUGGGAUGCCAGAGGCUCCCAGUCCCUCAGUACUGCCUUCUGGGCAGCCAGACUUCCACCCCAAGGCAGAGUACCCCCGAGACCUGUUCAGUGUGAAGGAGCGGAGGCAGGGCUGGGUGGUCCUGCACAUCUUUGGCAUGCUGUAUGUGUUUGUAGCCUUGGCCAUCGUUUGUGACGAGUACUUUGUCCCAGCCCUGGGUGUCAUCACAGACAAGCUGCAGAUCUCUGAGGAUGUGGCAGGUGCUACGUUCAUGGCUGCUGGAGGCUCUGCCCCCGAGCUCUUCACCUCCCUCAUUGGCAUCUUCAUCUCCCAUAGCAAUGUGGGCAUCGGCACCAUAGUGGGCUCUGCGGUGUUCAACAUCCUCUUUGUCAUUGGCACUUGUGCCCUCUUCUCCCGGGAGAUCCUCAACCUCACCUGGUGGCCCUUGUUCCGUGACAUCACCUUCUACAUCCUUGACCUAAUGAUGCUCAUCCUCUUCUUCCUGGAUAACCUCAUUGUCUGGUGGGAGAGCCUGCUGCUUCUGCUGGCCUAUGCCCUCUAUGUGUUCACCAUGAAGUGGAACAAACAACUUGAGCUGUGGGUGAAGGAGCAACUCAGCAAGAGGCCAGUGGCCAAGAUCAUGGCCCUAGGGGACCUUAGCAAGCUGGGCGAUGGGACAGUUGUGGUGGAUGAGCAGCAGGAUAACAAGAAGCUGAAGCUCGCGUCCGUGCUGACCCAAGGGAGCAGCUCGGCCUCUCUGCACAACAGCACCAUCCGCAGCACCACCUACCAGCUCAUACUCCGCAGCCUGGACGCUCUGGGGGAAGCCCGGCCCUCCAAGGACAAGGAGGAGGAGAGCUUGAAUCAGGAGGCCAAAGCCAAGCCUCAGGCCAAAGCAGAGAGCAAACCAGAAGAGGAGGAGCCAGCCAAGCUCCCUGAGGUCACGGUCACACCAGCCCCUGCUCCAGACGUCAAGGGAGAUCAGGAGGAAGAUCCUGGCAGUCAGGGAGAUGUGGCUGAAGCUGAGAGCACAGGUGAAAGGACAGGUAAUGAGGUUAAAACUCCUGGUGAAGGUGAAAAUGGAGAGCAAAGUGGAGGUGAAGCUCGACCAGAAGGUGAAGGUGAAGAAAAAGGAGAGAAUGAAAGUGAAGGUGACAUCCAGGCAGAAAGGAAAGAUGAUGAAGGUGAAGGUGAAAUCCAAGCAGGAGAAGAUGGCGAAAUGAAAGGUGAUGAAGAUGAAACUGGAGAGCAGGAAUUGAACGCUAAAAAUCAAGAUGAAGCCAAAGAAGAUGAGAAAGGUAUAGAUGGUGAAGAGGAAGGUGAUGGAGGUGAGAGUGAAGACGAAGAGGAGGAGGAGGAGGAGGAGGAGGAAGAGGAGGAGGAGGAGGAGGAGGAGGAGGAAGAGGAAAAUGAGGAGCCUUUGUCCCUGGAAUGGCCUGAGACCAGGCAGAAGCAAGCCAUUUACCUCUUUCUUCUGCCCAUUGUGUUCCCACUGUGGCUGACGGUGCCUGAUGUCCGGAGGCUGGAGGCUAGGAAAUUUUUUGUUAUCACCUUCCUGGGAUCCAUCAUGUGGAUAGCCAUGUUCUCAUACCUCAUGGUGUGGUGGGCUCACCAGGUUGGUGAAACAAUAGGGAUUUCUGAAGAGAUUAUGGGUUUGACAAUCCUAGCAGCAGGCACAUCAAUUCCUGACCUCAUCACCAGUGUGAUUGUCGCUCGGAAAGGCCUGGGAGACAUGGCCGUGUCAAGCUCUGUGGGCAGUAACAUAUUUGAUAUCACCGUGGGCCUGCCCCUUCCUUGGAUGCUUUUCUCUUUUAUCAAUGGAUUACAGCCUGUUCCUGUCAGUAGCAAUGGCUUGUUUUGUGCCAUUGUUUUGCUUUUUCUCAUGCUCCUGUUUGUGAUCUCUUCAAUUGCAUUAUGCAAAUGGAGAAUGAACAAGAUCCUGGGCUUUACCAUGUUCCUCCUGUACUUUGUAUUCCUGAUAAUCAGUGUGAUGUUAGAAGAUCGAAUCAUAUCUUGUCCCGUGUCUGUCUGA
This is a messenger RNA of Balaenoptera musculus (blue whale), 3261 nucleotides long. It is a transcript of the gene SLC24A1, whose product is annotated as solute carrier family 24 member 1. Bases 1 to 3261 code for a protein of 1086 amino acids. Gene Ontology annotation, biological process: calcium ion transmembrane transport; intracellular calcium ion homeostasis; long-term synaptic depression. The record is from RefSeq and is a predicted model, not a curated record. The transcript has 9 exons. NCBI's taxonomy places the organism in Eukaryota, Metazoa, Chordata, Mammalia, Artiodactyla, Balaenopteridae. Gene Ontology annotation, cellular component: membrane. Gene Ontology annotation, molecular function: calcium, potassium:sodium antiporter activity; calcium channel activity.